Molecule: messenger RNA, 753 nt
Organism: Mytilus trossulus (common blue mussel)
Lineage: Eukaryota; Metazoa; Mollusca; Bivalvia; Mytilida; Mytilidae
Exons: 3
Coding region: 97-645 (182 amino acids)
Source: RefSeq, a predicted model, not a curated record
GUGGAAAGCAUUGAGUCGUAACAUACACAUCGAAAUAACUACCGGGUCUGCUUCACCCUAUGUUCUAAAAAUUGUAAUUAAAAAUGGUAGUGUAAGAUGGCGAAAAUUGUUCUUAGUUUAUCUGUUUUCGCUUUGUUUAACUCCGUUGUCGGAAAAACUGACUUCUGUUUUGGAUGUAGAGAUACUUCCGAUGCAGAGGGUAAAGAUAACUGUCAAAAACAAACAAAAGGGAUGCAUGGCCUGCAUUAUACUUAUAAGACUCAAUAUGGAAACAACAGUGAAGCCUUUUUAGCAAAAUACGGAGAAGAUCCAUUGAUAGAUGACUGUCGGCCAUACCACCAAUAUAAUAGGACACAUUGUUGUAUUGAAGAACUGGAAAGAUUAGGUACAAUCCAGUCUUACAUACGGAGAUGUUGCGAUGGGAAAGACUUUUCGAUACCACCAAAUGAUAUUCCACGUUUAAAGUUUAUUUCGGAUAACAAUCAGACAUUAUGUGCUUACUAUGAAAAUAAAGGAUUAGUUAUGUGUGCGACAAUGUGUGACGGUAACUUUUGUAAUGGACCGUCUCUGGCUGAAUCAGUCCAUAUUUAUUCCAUCGGAUUGAUGGUUUUCUGCUCUAUCAUUUUGGCAUUAUAUAUGACAUAAAAGUUAAUACAAAAAAUAUAUGUGGAACAAAUUAUUUAUCUAGAAAUUAAGAUUUAUGAAUUGGUUAAAUCUAGUACACAUUUAUCCCCUAAUCCAUGCAGUAAUACA